AUGGCUCACUCCAGCAAUAUCAAAGGUUUUGGUUCUAGUGUAAAGAGAUUUGGAAAGAUUACUGUUCACCCGAAUCUAGACCGCAGCGGCCUAUACACAGACCGGUGUGAUGGUUGCGACCCGUGUUUGUACCACCCGCAAUCUAUAAACGAGAUAUUUCAAGUCAAUCGAUAUAGAAAAGUCGACAAAGAUCCGUGGAGGUAUAAAAAUGAACUAGAAGAUUGGGCAAAAAACCUUGGCUACAGAAACCAGAGAAUCUUAAACCAGCGGAAGUGGCAGAGCACCGUUUUGGGUCCAGCCUGGACAGAAUUAAAGGAGCCUCCCAAACACGAGUCUGCGUGCAAAAAUGUCAGUUUCGGCAGAACACCUAGGUUCAAAUUAAGAAAGAGUUUUACACCCUGUCCAGGUACGUACUACAAGUCGGAACCCUUUAAGGCACCGUAUGGACCGCACUCUACCCGGCCGACAUUUGAAAGAGAAAAACCAUGUCGCUUUGAGGACACGGCCCCAAAGUGGUCCCUUGCACCUAACCGCUACACCAUUGACGAUAAAGAAAGUAUUGAAAAUAAAUCGAAAAAGGUUGUAUCCAUUCGAGGACCUUAUGAUCUUUUUACUGGUAAAAGGGAUGGAACUACAGUAAAAAAUCAUUUCAACACCACACUACGAUGCGCAGCGGCCACGUGGCCCAUAGCACUAAAAGGCUGUUUAGAAAGCUACACGAAGUCACAUUUUGGCAGAAUGAAUAAAACAAACCGAUCCGUUCCAUAUAGAGGUCGUAACGCCUUAGUCGAUAUAUCGAUGUGCCUUAAGCGUCCGGAAGAACCGGGGCCAGCUCACUUAAAUAUCGACAAGGAGAAGGUGUUUAAGCAAAACAAAAAAGGUUUUAAUAGUAGUUACGAUAAACCACCUGGUUAUAGGCGGGUCGUUGUGUGGCCGGGCGUUGGUAGGUACACUAUUAAAGAUGUCAGUUGCGGUAUCCUCGGUCAAGGCCAUAAGCACGUUUUUCUUAGUCGGCAGGAACGAACAAUGGGGGCGAUUCUACCCCAACCGAUGAAUUCUUUCUAA
Leptosia nina is the source of this 1065-nucleotide messenger RNA. The record is from the annotation of a GenBank genome assembly. Lineage: Eukaryota; Metazoa; Arthropoda; Insecta; Lepidoptera; Pieridae.